GACGACACUUCUGCGCGCCGGAAGAGAGGGGUUCCCUGUGCUACGCGUCUAGUAACGCAGAGCUAAGGGUCUGGUUCUGCUAUGCGGAUCACCGGGAAAACAUUCCGCCGGCGCCGGGCUGACUCGGAGUCGGAGGAAGAUGAGCAAGAAUCAGAGGAGGUUCGGCUAAAACUGGAAGAAACCCGAGAGGUGCAGAAUUUGCGGAAGAGGCCAAAUGGGGUGAGUGCGGCUGCCCUGCUGGUGGGAGAGAAGGUUCAAGAGGAGACUACUCUGGUGGAUGAUCCUUUCCAAAUGGCAACAGGUGGCAUGGUGGACAUGAAGAAACUGAAGGAGCGGGGCAAAGACAAGGUCAGUGAAGAGGAGGAUCUGCACCUGGGGACGUCGUUUUCUGCAGAGACCAACCGGAGGGAUGAGGAUGCAGACAUGAUGAAGUACAUUGAGACGGAGCUGAAGAAGAGGAAGGGGAUUGUGGAGCAAGAAGAACAGAAGGCCAAGCCCAAGAAUGCUGAGGACUGCCUCUAUGAGCUGCCGGAGAAUAUCCGAGUCUCCUCUGCCAAGAAGACUGAGGAGAUGCUGUCCAACCAGAUGCUGAGUGGCAUCCCUGAGGUGGACCUGGGCAUAGAUGCUAAAAUAAAAAACAUCAUUUCCACGGAGGACGCCAAGGCCCGGCUGCUGGCAGAGCAGCAGAACAAGAAGAAGGAUAGUGAGACAUCUUUUGUGCCCACCAACAUGGCUGUGAACUAUGUGCAGCACAACCGCUUUUAUCACGAGGAGCUCAAUGCACCCAUCCGAAGAAACAAAGAAGAGCCCAAAGCCCGGCCCUUGCGAGUGGGUGACACAGAAAAGCCAGAGCCAGAACGGUCCCCUCCCAACCGCAAGCGUCCUGCUAAUGAGAAGGCCACAGAUGACUACCACUAUGAGAAGUUCAAAAAGAUGAACAGGCGCUACUGAGGCAGCUGGAUAACGAUGUGCAUGCACAGGCGUGUGCUUGUGCGCGCGCACACACACAGACACAUACAUGUCCUCUUGCAUAGAACCUGCUUAUUAGCUUUUGGAGUUCCCCAUCAGACAGUUGUUCUGCUCAGCUGCUGGAUUUCUGUUCUGGUUUGGGUUGGAGACUGUGGCUCCCUAUGUUUCCUAGGCCAUGAACUCCCUCCUCUUCCCUACUACUGGGAUUUUAGAGCCCCCCACCUCCACUCCUGGCUGACAUUUUCAAGCACUAACUUUGUAACUAUUGAAAGAAUACAGUAUGUCUAUGUCUAUAUUGUUUCCUCCCUGGGGCAAACUAUACUCAAAAGUGUUAUUAAAUCAUUUGUAAAUAUA
Messenger RNA from Apodemus sylvaticus (European woodmouse), 1323 nucleotides. RefSeq names its product chromosome 5 C9orf78 homolog (gene C5H9orf78). The coding region runs from base 82 to 951 and encodes 289 amino acids. The record is from RefSeq and is a predicted model, not a curated record. The transcript is spliced from 9 exons. Gene Ontology annotation, cellular component: spliceosomal complex. Gene Ontology annotation, biological process: mRNA splicing, via spliceosome. NCBI's taxonomy places the organism in Eukaryota, Metazoa, Chordata, Mammalia, Rodentia, Muridae.